Molecule: messenger RNA, 938 nt
Organism: Scophthalmus maximus (turbot)
Lineage: Eukaryota; Metazoa; Chordata; Actinopteri; Pleuronectiformes; Scophthalmidae
Product: trypsin-4
Exons: 6
Coding region: 66-827 (253 amino acids)
Biological process (GO): proteolysis
Molecular function (GO): serine-type endopeptidase activity
Source: RefSeq, a predicted model, not a curated record
UGGACAGACGGUUCCACCACUAGUGUGACUGACGGGAAGUCAAGACACACGCCGAAUCAGCUGCAAUGACGCGUCUGAGACUUCUCCUGGUUUCCGCGUGGCUCAGUGUCACUGUGAGCACAGGGAUGGACGUGCAGAAGAGAAUCGUCGGAGGUAACGAAUGUGAGCGUCACUACCAUGUCCACCUGAGGAUAGUUUUUGCCGAUGGAACGAGCUCCUUUUGUGGCGGCUCUCUGAUCAGUGACCAGUGGAUUGUGACUGCUGCUCACUGUCACGAGCCCGGUUGGACUAUGUAUGCAGAUUUAAGUGGGGGUGUAGAUGGAGGAGAGGAAAUCACAGCAGCACCUGUGAAGUAUGAAGACGUCCAGAAAAGGCCUCAUGACAUCAUGCUGCUGAAGCUUCCACAAGCCACGACGAUUAAACCUGUUGGACUUCCAGACUGUGACAAACGUCCUUUAACAGUUCAGAUUGCAGGACACGCGGCCACUAGUGGAAAACCUGAUGGUAAAAGGAAUCCAGCUCUUACACCCAAGCUCCACUGUGCAGACUUCAAGUUGGUCGACUGUAAAAGCCUCAUUCAGAGAUUGAAGGCCGAUAUCCCAGAACGUUACUCACGCCGGUCGCAUCAGCACUGGUUCUGUGCCAAAACUGAUUUGGUGGAUGGAUGUUUUGGAGACUCUGGUGGAGGAGCCGUGUUCGAAGACAAGAUUUAUGGAGUCGUUUCUUUUACUGGUGAUCCUAAAUAUGUAUGUAGAGAAGAUAUUGGAAUCAUGGAUCUUUGCAAUCAAGACUACAGAAAAUGGAUUGAUGACACUAUUAAGACCUAGAAACCAAAAAAAUGGGUCUCCACAAUGCUGUAGUGUACAGUAAAGACUAAUGGGAAACACUGUUUGGUCUCUGUUGUUUUAACCCAUAAAUAAAAUCAUACAAAUUAGAAA